Messenger RNA from Drosophila albomicans, 1965 nucleotides. It is a transcript of the gene fzy, whose product is annotated as cell division cycle protein 20 homolog. The coding region runs from base 171 to 1754 and encodes 527 amino acids. The transcript is spliced from 3 exons. The record is from RefSeq and is a predicted model, not a curated record. Gene Ontology annotation, biological process: positive regulation of ubiquitin protein ligase activity; anaphase-promoting complex-dependent catabolic process; positive regulation of anaphase-promoting complex-dependent catabolic process. Gene Ontology annotation, cellular component: anaphase-promoting complex. Lineage: Eukaryota; Metazoa; Arthropoda; Insecta; Diptera; Drosophilidae. Gene Ontology annotation, molecular function: protein binding; ubiquitin ligase activator activity; anaphase-promoting complex binding.
CCGCGGCAUUUCCAAACCGCCAUUGCACUUUUCUCUCGACGCUUCAAACAAGCAACACAUCCUACAAACGAGUCAAAUAAUAAACAGCAAAUAACGUAAAAAUUGUGAUUCUAAUAUAGUAAAAAUAUAGUAAAGUAAUUUAGUAAAGUAAAACAUACACAACUUCAAAAAUGUCGCAAUUUAACUUUGUGAGUGACCUGCAAAAUGCCCUAGUGAUGGACGGGGACACGCGUGGUCCUGCGCCCCGCUGGAAGAAGAAGCUGGAGGCGUCCAUGAAUGGAAGUGCAAACACCACACGUUCUGUGCUUUCCGUCUCCUAUAACACUAGUUUCUCCGGCGUCCAGGCGUCGACAAAGACGCCCGGCAAGAACUCUGAAGCCAAAGCAAAAAAAUCCAUGACAACGCCAUCCAAGACGCCUGGAGGCGGCGAUCGUUUCAUUCCAAAUCGCGCCGCAACCAACUUUGAGCUCGCGCACUAUCUGGUGAAAAAGGAUGAAAAGUCAGACGAGGAGAACGAUGAGCAACCCACGGGCAGCAACAACGAUAACAAUGUACAGGCAUCGGCGCCCAAGAGUGAUCACCAGAAGCUUAUUACAGAAGCAGCGCAAGUGAGUGGAGACAACGCCAAGAGUGGACGCAUUUUGUGCUAUCAGAACAAAGCACCUGCUGCGCCUGAAUCGCACACAAAUCCUCUAAAGGUUGUCUAUUCUCUGAAGACGCCCAUAUCGACCAAGAGCGGAUCACGUUACAUUCCAACCACCUCGGAGCGCAUACUUGAUGCUCCCGAUUUUAUCAACGACUACUAUCUCAAUCUGAUGGACUGGAGCGGCGAUAAUAUUGUGGCCGUCGCUUUGGGUAAUUGUGUAUAUCUGUGGAAUGCUGCCACUGGAAAUAUUGAGCAGCUCAACGAGUAUGAGGAGGGCGACUAUGCAUGCGCACUCUCCUGGAUCCAGGAAGGUCAAAUACUGGCUAUUGGCAAUAGCACUGGCGCCGUCGAGUUGUGGGACUGCUCCAAAGUAAAGCGUCUACGUGUGAUGGACGGUCAUGGUGCUCGAGUUGGCUCCUUGGCAUGGAACUCGUAUCUAGUGUCGUCGGGCAGCCGUGACGGCACCAUUAUUCAUCAUGAUGUCCGCUCACGAGAGCACAAACUAUCCUCAUUGAAUGGCCAUGCCCAGGAAGUGUGCGGGCUCAAGUGGUCCACCGACUUCAAGUAUUUGGCCAGUGGUGGCAACGAUAAUCUGGUUAAUGUCUGGUCGCUGGGCAGCAGUGGAGUGGGCACUGCACAGGAGCCACUCCAUAAAUUCACGGAGCAUCAGGCGGCUGUGCGCGCUUUAGCCUGGUGUCCUUGGCAGACAAAUACUCUGGCUUCGGGAGGUGGGACUGCGGAUCGUUGCAUUAAGUUCUGGAAUGUGCACAAUGGUUCGCUUAUUAAGUCUGUGGACUCCAAAUCGCAAGUGUGCUCGCUGCUCUUUUCGCGCCACUACAAGGAGCUGAUUUCGGCACACGGGUUUGCCAACAAUCAACUGACAAUCUGGAAGUAUCCAACGAUGGUGAAGCAGGCGGAUCUAACCGGACACACGUCGCGUGUUCUCCAAAUGGCCAUGUCUCCGGAUGGCAGCACAGUGAUUAGUGCUGGGGCGGAUGAAACGCUGCGUCUUUGGAAUUGCUUUGCACCCGAUCCAAUGGCGGCCAAGAAGGUGGCCAAUGUGAACAGCAAUGCCAAGAAGAGCGUUUUCCGUCAGAGUCUGCGUUAGGACUACUUUAAUCUCAUCGUCUAAUAUUUAACUAGCUAAAAAUUAAUGUACUAGGAAUUUUAAGACACCAAUUGAUGUUUGAUGCAUUUUGAUUUAGCUUAUAUUUGAUAAUUUAAGAAUGUGCAUUUCUAUUAUGUGUAUUUCAUUAUGUUUUUAUUUAUGUGACACAUACUUUUAUAUUGUAAUAAACCUUAUGUAUUUCAUUUCGAAA